AUGAUCGCUUACAAGAACAUCUUCCGUGCUACAACUUACCUUGCCUACAAGGCAGUAACCGCUACUAUCAAGACCGUCCUUGAUUCGGCCGCCUCUGUCGCCAACGUCUACGAGGAAUUUUCUCAAGUGACCAUGGACGAAUUCGUGUUUUGCAUUCUUCCAGGCUCCUACGACCUUGACUUUGAAGAAUGCCCCUACCCAGCUUUCCCAAGAAGGGUACCCUCUUCCCCAGCUUCCCCAGAAGCUCCAGCCACUUCCCAAGCUCCUAUUUCUGGCUCCUUCGAACCCCUCGGUUCCAGAGCUAGAGCCAGCGAAUGGCAAACCGUUGAGCCUCGAAAGAGCCCACGGAGAGCUUCCCCCUCUCCACCCGCUACUCCUGCUCCCGAGCCAGCAAGCAUUCUGAAGUUCAGACAUGUGAAGCAGCGGACCCACGGGCGGUACAGAGAGCCUGUCCAUGACAUGGACAAGCGUCUCACCCAGGGGAACAUCUACCUUGUUCUCCAGGGAUGCUGA
Molecule: messenger RNA, 513 nt
Organism: Candidozyma duobushaemuli
Lineage: Eukaryota; Fungi; Ascomycota; Pichiomycetes; Serinales; Metschnikowiaceae
Exons: 1
Coding region: 1-513 (170 amino acids)
Source: RefSeq, a predicted model, not a curated record